AUGUCGACUUCAUUACGGACGACUUGUUUUUCAUCAUUUUUUAUUUUCCUUAUUCUACUCAUCUAUACUAUUUGGCCUUGGUUUCAUGCUGGUUACAUGUGGCGCCAGAGUACCAUUGAAGCGUCCAUUUUUUUUUCGAGUUCAUUAUCCAAUAACGAAACGAAUCCUGUGCCACGAAUAAUACAUCAAACAUAUCGUGAUAUUCAUUCAAUUCCAUUAAAAUGGCAGAAAGCAUCGAACAGUUGUCGAACAUUACAUUCAGAUUAUAAAUAUUAUUUUUGGACGGAUGAACAAGGGCGUCUGUUGAUUGAAAAAGAGUUUCCUUGUCUUUUAUCAACAUUUGAUUCUUAUCCAUAUGAUAUACAACGUGCCGAUGUUAUUCGUCUUGUUGCUUUAUAUGUACAUGGAGGCAUUUAUUUAGAUUUAGAUAUUGUUUGUUUAACAUCACUUGAUAGAUUAUUAAAAUAUGAAUUUAUUCUACCUAAAACCAAACCUGUUGGCUUAUCUAAUGACGUUAUUAUUUCAAAACCUAAACAUCCAUUUUUAUUUAAAAUUUUGCAUGAAUUAUCAAAAUUUAAUCAAAAUUAUUUUACAAAGUAUCCAACAGUCAUGUUUUCUACGGGUCCAAUGUUUCUCACAAAACAAGCUUCGUCUUAUGUAAAUCGUUCUUCGUUAGAUAUUCUUUCCUCUGAACUCUAUGGAAAAUAUUCUACGAAUUCAUCAUAUGCUCUGUUCCGACAUUUAAAAGCUUCCUCUUGGCAUGGUAAUGAUGCAUCAAUAAUUAAAUUGAUUUAUCGCUGGCGAUAUAUGGUACUGGCUGCAGUUACUAUUGUUCUUAUGAUGAUUUUUAUUCUAAUCUAUUUCAUUCAACAAUAUAAUUUUACUAUAAAGAUCACAUAUCAUAUUUAUUUAGCAAUAUGGUUAACUUUUAAUAGCUCAACAUUAAAAGAACCAACUUUAAUACACAACAAAUAUGUUCGAAUAUCAUUGUAA
This is a messenger RNA of Rotaria socialis, 993 nucleotides long. The record is from the annotation of a GenBank genome assembly. Lineage: Eukaryota; Metazoa; Rotifera; Eurotatoria; Philodinida; Philodinidae.